Messenger RNA from Quercus lobata, 1686 nucleotides. RefSeq lists its product as uncharacterized. The record is from RefSeq and is a predicted model, not a curated record. Gene Ontology annotation, molecular function: nucleic acid binding; RNA-DNA hybrid ribonuclease activity. Bases 1 to 1686 code for a protein of 561 amino acids. The transcript has 2 exons. NCBI's taxonomy places the organism in Eukaryota, Viridiplantae, Streptophyta, Magnoliopsida, Fagales, Fagaceae.
AUGGCGACCACUAACGACGUCUACUAUGCUAGCCAGGCGCUCUGUAGUGCCGAAGAAAGAUACCCACCUAUGGAGAAACUUGCCUUUGCAUUAGUCACGGCGGCUCGCAAGCUCAAGCCAUACUUUCAAACCCAUACGGUGAACGUCAUGACGGACAAGCCCUUGCGACGGGCGUUGAUCAAUCCUGAAGCUGCGGGUCGACUGACGUUGUGGACUAUAGAGUUGAGCGAGUUUGAUAUCAAGUACUGCCUACGGACCGCCAUUAAAGGACAGAUCGUAGCUGACUUUAUAGCAAAAUUUACUCAUGAGGAAGACAAGGGGGCAGAAGAGUCCCCUCAGUGGAGCAUAUAUACUGACGGAUCAUCCAAUAGACGAGCUGGGGGGGCUGGCAUCGUACUGCUGUCACUCGAAGGAAAUAGGGUUAAAUGUAUGGUCCGUCUUAACUUCCCCAUCGCCAACAAUGAAGUGGAAUAUGAAGCAUUAGUAGCAGGCCUCGACCUCGCCAAAGCUGCAGGAGCUACGAGAGUAGUCAUUUACUGCGACUCUCAGGUCGUAGCCAGUCAAGUAAACGAAGACUAUGAAUGCAAGGGUGAAAGGAUGAAGAGAUACCUUGAUCAAGUGAGGGCAAGAGUUGACGACCUAGAAGCCAAAAUCAUCCAAAUUCCUAGUGGAGAAAAUGAGCACGCCGACCGUCUAGCCAAGACCGCUUCAGCCGAGCAUAUGAUAACCCCUGGUAAUGUACUCUCUUUUGUUCAGAUUUCUCCACUAAUAGAUUCCGGCAACAUGCAGGAGAUUGGCUCCGAAAGCAUCUGGACCACACUGUUAGUUUCAUACUUAAAAAACGGGGUCUUACUAGACGAGGAGGCAGCAAGAAAACUAAAGGUCCAGGCGGCAAGGUUCGUCUUGAUAAAAGACGUCCUGUACAAAAGAGGCUUCUCCCGUCCAUAUCUGAGAUGCUUGGGUGCCGAAGAAGCAGACUACAUCAUGAGGGAGGUACACGAAGGAAUCUGCGGAAACCAUUCAGGGUUGAGGUCGUUGGUACACAAUCUGGUGCGAACUGGGUAUUACUGGCCAACCAUGCAAAAGGAUGCCGAGGCUUAUGUUAAAAGCUGCGACAAAUGCCAAAAAUUCAGUAAUAUUAUCAGGCAACCAGCCGAAGAACUAACACUGAUGACGGCUUCAUGGCCGUUCGCUCAGUGGGGACUAGACAUUAUGGGACCUUUCCCUACAGCGGUACGACAACUGAAGUUCCUGGUAGUGGGUAUUGACUACUUUACAAAAUGGGUAGAAGCGGAAUCUUUGGCCACCAUUACGGAGAAGAACAUACAAAGUUUUGUCUGGAGGACGACGCCAAGGACCCCCACAGGAGAGACACCAUUUCGACUUACGUAUGGGAGCGAAGCAGUCAUCCCGGCCGAAGUUGGGCUCACGAGUUACAGGGUGCACAACCAUGACGAGAACAAGAAUGACGAGGCAAUACGGCUACAGCUGGACCUGGUAGACGAGAUUAGGUCUGCAGCGGAACAAAGGCUCGCUAGAUACCAGGACCACAUGGCCAAAUACUACAACUCUCGGGUUCGACACAGAGACUUCCAAGUUGGAGACCUCGUAGUCAGAAAGGUCAUGGGCACCGCUAGAGACCCUACACAAGGGAAGCUCGGCCCCAAUUGGGAAGGACCUUACUGA